Macrosiphum euphorbiae (potato aphid) is the source of this 537-nucleotide messenger RNA. The record is from the annotation of a GenBank genome assembly. NCBI's taxonomy places the organism in Eukaryota, Metazoa, Arthropoda, Insecta, Hemiptera, Aphididae.
AUGUUUUACUUUUUGGUAUUAGUUGAUGGUGCUACUGGUGCUAUAACUAAACGAUUUGACCAAAUAACGAAUUUUAAUAAUAUAUUUGGAUUUCUAUAUAAUAUUGGAAAGCUUCGGGUUGUUCCAGAUACAAAAAUUUUAAAAUGUUGUCAAGACCUACAAAUACAUUUAACUGAUAACGAAACAAAAGAUUUAAAUGAUUGUGAUUUAUACGAAGAACUUUUGAUUUUCCGCCAUUUAGUAGAUGAAAAUAUACCAUUACUUCAGGUACUUUUUGAAGUAAAAAAAACUAAUGCUUUUCCUAAUAUAAGUAUAGCUUUGAGAAUUAUGUUGACUAUUCCACUCACAUCAGCUGGAGCAGAGAGAUCUUUUUCGAAGCUUAAAUUAAUAAAAACUUAUUUACCUAGUACCAUGUCCCAACAACGACUCACUGGACUAGCCACAAUUUGUAUUGAAAAAGAACUAUCCGAACAGUUGAACUAUGAAGAAAUUAUAAAUGAUUUUGCUUCCAAAAAAGCCAGAAAGAAAAUUAUUUAG